Sinocyclocheilus grahami is the source of this 778-nucleotide messenger RNA. Its product is annotated as claudin-like protein ZF-A89. The transcript has a single exon. The record is from RefSeq and is a predicted model, not a curated record. Gene Ontology annotation, cellular component: membrane; bicellular tight junction. Lineage: Eukaryota; Metazoa; Chordata; Actinopteri; Cypriniformes; Cyprinidae. Gene Ontology annotation, molecular function: structural molecule activity. The coding region runs from base 49 to 675 and encodes 208 amino acids.
GUGUUUUAUGUGUUAGAGUCUGCUACUUUACACACUAACAAAAACAUAAUGGCAUCUGCUGGCAUUCAGAUUUUGGCCAUUGCCCUCGCGGUCAUCGGCUGGUUGGGAGACAUCAUUAUCUGCGCGCUCCCCAUGUGGAAGGUGACGGCGUUUAUUGGCACCAACAUCGUGACCGCACAGAUCUUCUGGGAAGGCCUCUGGAUGAACUGCGUGCAGCAGAGCACGGGUCAGAUGCAGUGCAAGGUCUACGACUCCAUGCUGGCGCUGCCCCAAGAUCUCCAGGCAGCUCGAGCGCUUGUUAUCAUCUCCAUUCUCGUGACCUUUUUGGGAGUUCUCCUGGCCGUCGCUGGAGGCAAGUGCACCAACUGCAUUGACGAACGGGACGCGAAGGCUAAAGUGGGGGUCGCGGCCGGCGUCUUCUUCCUGGUGGGGGGCGUUCUGUGCCUGAUCCCGGUCUGCUGGUGUGCACACACCGUCAUCAGAGACUUCUACAACCCCGUUCUCGCUGAGGCUCAGAAGCGGGAGCUGGGGGCGUCGCUGUUCAUCGGCUGGGGCGCGUCUGGCCUGCUGAUCAUCGGGGGUGCGCUUCUCUGUUGCCAGUGCCCAAAGAGCGACGGUCGUGGUUAUUCCGUGAAAUACUCCGCUCCGAGGUCUGCUCCAGGAGCCUAUGUGUGAGACCCAGACUGUCUUGACCGAAGUUAAUUCUCCUGUUUGUGAAGGAAGAGAUUUGAAUUUUUAUUUUUAACUACUUGGUCUUGCGUGACUAUUUUAAUUUAAU